This is a messenger RNA of Sebastes umbrosus (honeycomb rockfish), 1775 nucleotides long. Its product is annotated as glucose-induced degradation protein 8-A homolog. The record is from RefSeq and is a predicted model, not a curated record. NCBI's taxonomy places the organism in Eukaryota, Metazoa, Chordata, Actinopteri, Perciformes, Sebastidae. The coding region runs from base 155 to 841 and encodes 228 amino acids. The transcript is spliced from 5 exons. Gene Ontology annotation, molecular function: protein binding. Gene Ontology annotation, biological process: proteasome-mediated ubiquitin-dependent protein catabolic process; positive regulation of canonical Wnt signaling pathway. Gene Ontology annotation, cellular component: nucleus; cytoplasm.
UGAUUGACUGUAGGGGGCAGCAGGUCGCUCUUAUUGUGUAGUUCACCGGAAAUAGACAACAGGAAGCAGCAGAAGAAGAAGAAGAGGCUCUCCACCGCUAGCUAGCUAGCUACUGCUGGGAAGUAGCGACACAAAUAUUCAGGAUCUUAUCAUAAUGAGUUAUACAGAGAAGCCAGAGGACAUAACGAGGGAAGAGUGGAUGGAUAAACUCAACAACGUCCAUAUCCAGAGAGCUGACAUGAACAGGCUCAUUAUGAACUACCUGGUGACAGAGGGCUUCAAGGAGGCAGCGGAGAAGUUCAGGAUGGAGUCAGGAAUAGAGCCCAGUGUCGACUUGGAUUCCCUCGAUGAAAGAAUUAAGAUCAGAGAGAUGAUCCUGAAGGGACAGAUCCAAGACGCCAUCGCACUGAUCAACAGUCUGCACCCAGAACUGCUGGAUACUAACCGUUACCUCUACUUCCACCUACAGCAGCAGCAUCUGAUUGAGCUGAUUCGUUUGAGGGAGACUGAAGCCGCCCUUGAAUUUGCCCAGUCUCAGUUAGCAGAGCAGGGGGAGGAGAGCCGAGAAUGUCUCACCGAGAUGGAGAGGACGCUGGCCCUGCUGGCUUUCGACAACCCUGAGGAGUCACCUUUUGGAGAUCUGCUUAAUAUGAUGCAGAGACAAAAGGUCUGGAGUGAAGUGAAUCAGUGUGUGCUAGACUAUGAAAACAGAGAGUCAACACCCAAGCUGGCCAAGCUCCUGAAGCUACUGCUGUGGGCUCAAAAUGAACUUGACCAAAAGAAAGUGAAGUAUCCCAAAAUGACAGACCUCAGCAAGGGAACCAUCGAAGACCCAAAAUAAGGAUCCACAGUGAAAUCAUACCACAUCAUUACAAAAUGGACACAUUUCCUUUAUCUAUUUAUACCCCAACAAACUGACUCAUAUAGAGUACAACCUUUUCUUUUUGUAAGGGUUGCUUUUUGAUACUUUAAUAACUUAGAAUGUGUAAACUGGAUUGAUGGCAUUUUAAAAUGACUUCUCACACUAAAGUAACAUGCAGACCAUUAUUUUACUUGGUAUUAUAAUUUACAUAUUUGUUUAUGUAAAAUUAGUAUAUUUCAGUUACACUAGUUUUUCUGUCUGUUGGCAGGGAAAGUUGUUGGCAUUGGAGGGUGUGAAUAAAGCCUAAAUUAGGCUGUCACUUUCUGUGUGUGACCAGGUUUGAUGUUCAGGGAUAAUGGUUGGCUCGGUGUGCACUGCCUCAAAUAAACACAAACUCUUUCCUCACAUCCAAACAUAGACAUUUCAGCUAGUAGUUUUUAGCUAGUACUCUAUGUGAUGGCAAUAGCCAAAGCAAGAUACUUGGGAUCUUUCAAACUACUGUGACUUUGGAAGUUAAAUUCAGCUUAAGAUUUGUACUGCGUUAUUGCUUGAGACAUUAUAAAAAAAGAUGCAAACAUACACACAAACAAAGAAAAGAGAAACUUUCAAGCUAUACAUCACGGUAGUAAUUAACAAGUGAAACAAGGCAAGAUUCCUAGAAUGCUAAAAACUUUGCAGCGUACUGUGACUGUGCAAGCUUAAAAGGCAGCCUCAGUUUCAUACCAUUAUACAAUAUCACAGAUGAUAUUAAAAGAUGUGAAUGGAUAAAUCUAUGUCCACAGACACUUUUACAGAUGGAUUAUUUACAUGUAUGGAAUAAGUAGCUCUUUUGCAAAAUUUGAUGUGCUUUUUUUUGCUGGGAUGUUAUUUUGCAAUAAAAGUUAAUUUUUGAACUGCGCAAGUCAUAAAGGAC